ACCCAGGCCAUCACUUCUCUCUAUAUGAACCGCUUUCCUAAUCCUAUCGUGACAUACUAUAACUUUCCAACGCACCUGUCACCGUCCAUUUUCUAGGCUCAACUCCUUGCGCUAUACUAACAAGAUUCCAUUCCAUUCCAUUCCUCUGACCCUUGAACCUAUGGCGACGUCCACGGGAGCUGCAUCGUACACUAACACUAAAUCCCCCACUAUUCGGCGCAUACUCCGCGAGGCUGCAGAGCUCUCAAAUACACCGUCUCCUGAUUAUACCGCGGAGCCAUUAGAGUCGGACCUCUUUGAAUGGCAUUUUACUCUUCGAGGACCCCCGAACUCCGCAUAUAGCCAAGGUGUCUACCAUGGUCGAAUAAUCCUACCUCCCGCAUAUCCUCUCCGGCCUCCAAGCUUUCGAUUCUCUACCCCAAAUGGCCGCUUUGAGGCCAACCGUGAAAUCUGUCUCAGCAUAAGUGGCCAUCAUGAAGAAACGUGGCAGCCGGCUUGGGGCAUUCGGACCGCUCUUGUCGCGCUCCGCAGCUUCAUGGAGACAGAUGUGCAAGGCCAGCUAGGUGGCAUGGAGACUACUGAGGCGGUUCGCCGCCGGCUGGCCCAGGAAUCAGUUUCUUUCAAGUGCGCUGUAUGUGCCAAGUCCAAUGCGGAUAUCAUCGCUGAAUGCGAAGAUCGGUGUAAAGAAACCACUUCUCUGUGUCAAGAGAUAUCAGUUCCUACCGAAUUAAAUAUGGGCUGGAGGGAUGAGCUUGAGGCAGCUAAGAAUGACCAAUCAACGUCAACCCGCCGAUCAGAAAACUCUUCUGAGCUUGCUCAGGGUGGUGAGCCACCACUAACUGAGCAAUCCGAAGCUGAGCUGGCAGAAGGGUUUGUUCAGACAACGCCAAACGUCGCCGAUGGCUUCUCAACGCAUCCACCAGCUCCGAUACUGGGUAUCAGAAAUCGGCAACCCCCUUCCACCGCUAGCCCCACGGGAACAGGAGCAGAAGCAGUACCUUUAUGGAUAGAUCGGGUGAUUGUAGCCUUAGUUAUCUUGCUAGUUGCCAUUGUUUUGAAGGUAUUACUCGGUGUAUAACGAAUGUUUUGCUCGGGCUGGGGCGUUCAUUCUCCCCUUCAGCUAGUCGUAUAUAUAACCGGUCAGUAAUAUUCGGCAUGGAAAUCUGUGACAAGGCAGACAUGUGGAAUAUAAUAUCUACGUCACUUUAUGGCACUGGUGGCAUCUAAUUUCAAUAUCUUCAUUCGACGUUGAUUAUCUUCAAAAUUGAGGGGUAGCCUAGAUGAAAUGCUAUUAACGCUCAGCAUAGAAAAGACAUGAGAUUAACUCCGGCACAGCGUGAAAGCUUAUGCUCCCUGAACGCUUCUUUUUCUGCUGGCGGCCCUACUCUCGUUACCGAUCAAAUUGCCAUGGUACAGCCAGCCACCACCACUCUCCUACAGUUACAGAGGAUCCAUCCAUAACCUCCUCCAAAACAUUGGUUUUUAUGCCCCAUUCUAUAAUGAGCCGUGCUUCAAACUCAUCUAGAAUAGGACUCAGAGAGUUGCAUACAUCCUUAGCCGCCAUGGGGCCUUUCGUAGCAUAAGUAAAACAAAAAGCUCCGAGGAUAUCACACCACCGCCUAGUAUCGUAUUUCCCAAAAAAAUCAACCCACUGUGGAAUUUCUCCUUUCAUCGUGGUGCUGGGCAAAUUCUCCCGCGCCACGGCUUGUAGCACAGCGAUAUCCUCGUUGUACUGGUACAAGUUUGUGGGUUUUGCGCGGAGUCGAAAAUGAUAGUAGGACUUCGGAUACUUCCGGCUUUCAUAGUUACCUGGCUCAAAUCCAAAAGGGAUGUUUGGUAUAUCUAGAGGUACCAGUUUGAUUUUUCCCGCAGCAUUCAAAUUCGUCAGUGCCAUCAUGGAACCAUCGUUCAGGGUGUACGAUAUCUCGAAAAUUCCUCCCGUGCGGAAUAUGCCAUCCAUUUGCGUUUUGAAAGCAGCUGCAUCUUGGUAUUUUGAGCGCUGUGCCACUCUAGUGAGCGUUGACAAAUACCACUCACUUAACCUGUAAGGUCGCCCUCCAAGUGGUGUCUUUUUGCUCCUGCAUAUAACCCUUUGGGUCGUGAGUUGAACAAUGGCUUCUUUGAGAAGCAGCGAGCUUCGUUCUGCGCCGUCUCCAGAUAACGUGAGGAAUUUGUCUUUGAUUUUUCGCACGGAGUAUUUCGCUUCGCUAGUGCAGCAAAGUGAUUUAAUCCAAGAUCUGGCAAUGUCCAAAUUCUGAACAUUGCUACCAUCAUUGCCUUGAUCGAAGAUGCCAUCAACACGAAGUGCGCCGGGUUCUGAUGUAACUGCCUCGAACCGCGAAAAGAUCGAGGAUUGAGCGUGGAAAAAUCUCUCGCCCCAAUCCUCCUCAGCUGAUGUGGUAGUGAUCAGCGAGAACCGAUUAGAAAGAAGUUCUCUUGUGUGGGGGAUAUGAUAGUUCCUCUGGCGAGAUAUUCUUGUUGCCCACUUAAUAAGUGUCCGCCAGUCAUAAUGCACUGGGGCUUCAAAGUCAAUCAUAGGGAGCUCCUGGCUUUCAAAGCUUUCAAUCAACCGUUCCUGGACAUCUCGCGUAAGUUUCUUAAUGUGCGGUCUCUGCUCUUUGCAUGCCGUUGCCCAGAAUUUGCGCAAGCUGGCAAGCCGGGUGUU
This is a messenger RNA of Trichoderma atroviride IMI 206040, 2665 nucleotides long. The record is from RefSeq and is a predicted model, not a curated record. Lineage: Eukaryota; Fungi; Ascomycota; Sordariomycetes; Hypocreales; Hypocreaceae.